This is a messenger RNA of Suillus paluster, 510 nucleotides long. RefSeq names its product carbonic anhydrase. Gene Ontology annotation, molecular function: carbonate dehydratase activity; zinc ion binding. The record is from RefSeq and is a predicted model, not a curated record. The coding region runs from base 1 to 510 and encodes 169 amino acids. The transcript is spliced from 4 exons. NCBI's taxonomy places the organism in Eukaryota, Fungi, Basidiomycota, Agaricomycetes, Boletales, Suillaceae.
AUGGCCGAGGUUGACUUUAAGCAAGCAAAUGAAAGAUAUGCUGCCAACUUUGGCGACAACGGCAAAUUAAGUAUUCCACCAUCCAAGCACCUCGUUGUCGUGACGUGUAUGGAUGCUCGCCUUAAGCCUGAGGAGCUCCUCGGCCUGAAUCUUGGAGAAGCACACAUUAUUCGGAAUGCUGGCGGUCUCGCCAAGGAAUCUCUUCGCUCCAUCAUCAUUUCACAAAGACUCCUCGGAACUAAGGAUGUGCUUGUCAUUCACCAUUCCGAUUGUGGAAUGCUCACUUUUACCGAUGAGCAACUUCGAUCCAAGAUCACCAACGCACAUUCUGGAAAUGCCACUGUGUCCGAGGCAGUAAACGACCUGCAGUUUGGACCCUUCCCUGAUAUAGAUAGCAGUGUGAAAGACGACGUCGCAUUCUUGAAGAAUCAUCCCCUUGUCUUGAAAGAAGGAAGUAUCACUGGAUGGGUGUACGAGGUUGAGACAGGAAAGAUUAGAGAAGUCGUGUGA